GCCAGGUCGUGGGGCACGUGCGAGGACCCGGUCGACGCAGAAGACCCCUCUGGAUGAGCCACCCUCCCCCACGGUCUUCCCCCGCGACGAGCCGUAACGGCGGGCCCCGCGAGCCAGGGGUGCUUUGGAGUUCAGUGGGGGAACGGACCCGGAUCGCAGAAGUUCUAUCGCCCGGGCCCCCGGGUCGGCUCAGUUACGCGCCGAACGUCGCUAAGUCAGCUAGGAGCGUGUGAUCAACCGUGCGGUUUUGGAGUGUGUGACUAAUUGCGAGAGCGCAAGGUAAAAGCGUAAAAAUUGCCAUGAGCUCUGCUGUUCACUGACAUCGAACGCAACCAGCCCUGAAAUGAGCCGCUUUAAGAGAAAACAGAGCCAGGUUUUCUGGAAGUACAUGGAGUCCCAGGACCUCGGCCUGCCGAGCAAGACUGACCUCCUCAAGUCAAGGGAAGUCCUCGAGCUUCCGGCGCCGCUCGACGAUGCGGAGGAAAAGCUUGCGGCCGGGGGAGUUGCGGAGGGCCCCGAAGACUGGAACGAGCCGCGGGACCGGGAGAGAUCGGCGAGUCCGAAGAGCUUCGUCGGCCACCGGAGCCAGGACUCAGGAUUCUCGGACUCCGAACGCUCGGAAGAGUCGGGGGUUGACGCGUACGCUUCACGCGUCGAGAGGCUGCGCCGCGCACGGACCAGGAAGUUGCGACGACGGAGGAUUUCCGAGGAUCGGGAGAGUGAGGAACGCCUCUCUCCCGCGAGGGAAGAGAGAGACCAGCGCUGCGGCGCCGUUAGGAGACUCGACUCGCUCUGGGCACCCACCGAAAUUCCACCGCACCCCAGGCACACGUCGACCCCUAAAACUGGUGAGCCUCGCGGCCGGAAGGUUUCCGCGUCCCUCCCGCGCGGCUCCAGAAGACGAGGCGUUGAUAAGAGGCGGGAGACUUCACCUGCUGCUUUCGAUCGGGGAGACGCGGACGAUGACGACGAAGAGGCCGAGGAGGGUGAUCGAGUGCCUCGAAUGAUCGGAAUGUCUAUGGCGGACGGAGAGUGCUUGGGAGAUUUUUUGUACGCCAAUGAGCCGCCGGAGGACGUUUUCCAAGCGUCGGAGUCCGCGACGGCGUCUUCGGGAGCGGUACGACGAUCGUCGGCGCAUCGGACUGGUGAAAAUUCCAACGGACAAUUUGCGCCGGUCAAGUCAUGGCUGAACCUUCUCGCCGUGGAGACCGAGGCCGAGUGCGGUGCUACUUUGCAGAGCAAAGCCUUGCCCAGAAUCAGAACUCCCUGUAGCAGUCACAGUGGCAGUACGACGAGUCUUCAACACUGCAUGCAAGGCCGCGAUUCCACCCUCCUCACCGCCUCCGCGACCGCCGCUGCGACGAAACUAUUGGCUAAGGUUGAACAGUUCCAUCAACGGUAUCAAUCCGCUCUGGAAGCGCUGAACAGGCCUGGUAGCGAGAGAUCAGAACGCGGUUUGAUACAGUCGCUCGAAGAGGAGGCGUUCCUGCUGCUCUCGGAGCUCGGAGCACCACCGCCCCAAAGAGUGCGCAACUUGACCUGUUCGAAAGAAGUUCUUCGGCAGCUCAGAGAACUACAGAACGAAUUGGACCACGUUGUAGACACUCGUCUAGAUUUUUACGUCGAGCGGAUCGUCCGUGGGCUGGAGGAGGCGCCAAGGGAGGACGGGAUCGCAGCGCGAGGCGCGCUGGCCGGGUUAACGGCGCUGGGUCUAGGUCCAGGAAAUCGAAGAGGGGGGCGAAGCGUCGCGCGAUGUUCGGGGGUGCGAACACUGCUGACGGCGUUAAUUUCAGUGCGGGGGCAGUCUAGCGCAUCGAGGGAUUCGCGGGUCGCGUGCCUGCGUGCCCUCGGUAGCGUCUGUUGUUGCGCCGAGGCGAUAGAGCAGCUGGCUGCGCACGGCGGCUCGGAGAUUUUGGCGGACCUCCUGAGCUCUGAGGCGGCGCCGGAAGCCGAGAAAAUGGAGGCCACGGCCCUCGUCGUGCAAAUAACGGCGCCCUGGACUGACGCCUUGGGGCUUCCCCACCUCGAGCCCUUCGCCGAGGAACUGGUUCAGUCGCUGACUCUCCUCGCCGGGGAUACCGCCUGCUCGCAGACGCUGCUCCUGGCCGCGGCGGCCUUGAACAAUUUAGCGCGGUCCCCACGAUGCGCGGGCCCAAUGGUGGCCUGCAAGACAGUCGCCACUUUGCUCAGGAGCGUGCGGCGAUCGGGGGGCGGAAGCAUUUGCCUUAUGGAGCAGGUCGCGGCUCUGAUCGGCGAGUUGGCGAGAUCCUCGCAGAUUCAUCCACACUUGGCGGAGGCCAGGGCAUCUGUAGCCCUGGUCUGUUUCCUCAGAAUGACACCUCCUGGCCUCGAAAUUGCCUACAGGAAACUCGAGGCCACCGCCUCGGAGGCCCUUGCAAGGCUCUGCGUACAUCGAGAGGUCGCCCAGCAGGUCGUCGACGUCGGUGCCAUAAAUUGCGUCAUUCCUUACAAUCAGGUGACCAUCGCGGACUCGUCGACGGUCAGAAAAGCCCCGAACAAUCGGUAUACUCGUUCUCUCAGGAUCGCUUGUAAGAGAGCCGCCAAACAGAUUGACGCCGCCAAAGCUUCCGAUCGAGCUUGCACUUUGGAUCGUCGUUGAUUUUGAUAAGAGGUGCGGGAUCUGAGGACUGUCGAAAUUGAGUGAUAAAACACCGAGCAAUAUUUUAGCACUGAGAUAAUGUAAUGGAGGAAAAAGUGUUUAACGAGCGAAUCCGGUGUCGUACUCAUUUAUAUAGAUAUAUCACAACGAAUAAUAAUAGUAAUUAUAAUUAUAUAUGUAUAUUUGUAUAAUGAUUAUCGAUACUUCAUAUUAUAAAAUGUUUAUAGUUAUCGUUAAAACUACCGUCUACAUAAUAGUCAAAGACAUGGCUGAAAUUACGAGGCUCUGAAUCGAAAAUUACACACAUGGUUGUGAGAAAAUCCUUGAUGUAAUUUUAUACCUGGGUAUAUUAGUUUCAGUAUUUUCGCGUCGAUACACUAAAUACUAAAUUAUAAAGAAAAUCUACACGAGAAGGUUUCAAAGUUUUAUCAACUCAUUUUUGCAUACUUUAUGGGUAAAACACUGCGCUACGAAUAAUUGAUUUACCGCGCAUUAUACGUGAAUGUAAAUUUGUAAUAGAGUAGGCUUAUGACUCAUGUGCCAUAUUUUGCAACACACCCAGUAUCAAGUGUAAGUAACGACUUAUGGGCUUAUGAUACCUAUACCUAUAAUACGUGCGUAUUCAUAUAAUUAUAUCGUGUAAAUUUUCAUCGGUAUUUUUACUGGUGAGUGUAGAGAGACUGAUAGAGAGACUUCAGACAUUCUCCGAGUGGUGUCGUUUGGGUGAAUAAAAGUUUUUAUCCUAAA
Molecule: messenger RNA, 3367 nt
Organism: Neodiprion virginianus
Lineage: Eukaryota; Metazoa; Arthropoda; Insecta; Hymenoptera; Diprionidae
Gene: insc
Product: protein inscuteable homolog
Exons: 4
Coding region: 344-2620 (758 amino acids)
Biological process (GO): asymmetric cell division; establishment of mitotic spindle orientation; apical protein localization
Cellular component (GO): apical cortex
Molecular function (GO): cytoskeletal adaptor activity
Source: RefSeq, a predicted model, not a curated record